Brettanomyces nanus is the source of this 822-nucleotide messenger RNA. RefSeq lists its product as uncharacterized. The transcript has a single exon. NCBI's taxonomy places the organism in Eukaryota, Fungi, Ascomycota, Pichiomycetes, Pichiales, Pichiaceae. The coding region runs from base 1 to 822 and encodes 273 amino acids. Gene Ontology annotation, molecular function: acetate transmembrane transporter activity. The record is from RefSeq and is a predicted model, not a curated record. Gene Ontology annotation, cellular component: plasma membrane.
AUGUCUAACUUCGUACAGCCGUCUUACAUCGAGACCCAGCAGCGGGCUGAUUCUCCAGAUGCAAAGUAUUUUAAUAAUCAUUCUGAGCCAACUUUGAAUAAAGUCUACUCGGAAGGACAGUAUCAAUUCGGCAAUGUGUUACCACCAAGGACAGGUUAUCUUAGAGUCAACUAUUAUAGAAGAGCAGGGGAUAACAGACGUUUUCCCACAUCUUGCGCUGCAGGUAUUGCUCUCUUAGGAGUUGCUUUGUUCCCAUUGGGGUUGAUCCUCUUGGGAGCUAAAGGUGUCCAAUCUACUGGUAUUUUGACUAGUACGUACCUCUUCACUUCUGGUUUCACAGAAAUUGUUUUAGGUAUGUGGGCUAUAGUUGAUAAUAACUUAUGGGGUUCUACUUUUAUGAUAUGUUAUGGUUCUUUCUUUAUGGCUUUGGGUGGUAUCAAUACAAACAUUCUUGGAGUACAAGACCAAUAUGAUAGUGAACAGGACUUUAACAAUGCUUACGGUCUAUUAUUAUUAGGCUGGACAAUUUUCACCUUUGUUAUGUGGACCGCCACUCUUAAAUCAACCAUUUCUAUCUUUGCCUUGAUGACUAUGCUCACAAUAUUCUUCAGUGUUUACAGUGCCUAUAUUUUCCUAGAUGUUAAAGCUUGCAAGAUCAUCUCUGGUGUUCUUGCAAUUUUAAUGGGUUUAGGUUGUUUCUCCGGAGUUUAUGAUGGAUUAAAUGAAGCUCCAAACGCGUAUAUGGAGUCUGCAGAAAAGUAUAUGAUUAUGCCAGGAAACCGUGCUGUUCCAAAAGAUGACAAAUACAUCGAGGUGAUAUAA